GCCCAGGGAGGAGGACUAAAGAUGGCGAAGACUUACGACUACCUGUUCAAAUUGCUGCUGAUAGGGGACAGCGGGGUGGGGAAGACCUGUUUGCUUUUCAGAUUCAGCGAGGACGCCUUUAACACCACAUUCAUCUCUACCAUUGGCAUUGACUUCAAGAUUCGCACUAUAGAAUUAGAUGGCAAGAAGAUAAAGCUUCAGAUUUGGGAUACAGCAGGACAGGAGAGAUUUCGUACAAUCACUACAGCAUAUUACAGAGGGGCAAUGGGCAUUAUGUUGGUUUAUGAUAUCACCAAUGAAAAAUCGUUUGAAAACAUAAAGAAUUGGAUAAGAAACAUUGAAGAACAUGCCUCCUCUGAUGUAGAAAGGAUGAUUCUGGGAAAUAAAUGUGACAUGAAUGACAAGCGACAAGUAUCAAGAGAAAAAGGAGAAAAGCUUGCUAUUGAUUAUGGGAUCAAGUUCCUUGAGACCAGUGCAAAGUCCAGCAUCAAUGUGGAGGAGGGUUUUUUUACACUGGCCAGAGACAUCAUGACAAAACUCAACAGAAAAAUGAAUGAAAACGUCUCUCCGGGCGGAGGAGGUCCUGUUAAAAUAACUGAGAAAUCAUCUAAGAAAAGCAGCUUUUUCCGUUGUGUGUUGCUUUGAUGAACUUAAGCACAAGAGAGAGACAGACUGUGGCACACCUGAUCUUUUGGCUCCACGCAUAGCACAGGUGCUGCAAAGGCCUCCUGUUUGCUGAAAGCACCAAAUAUGAUAGCGUUAUCCACAUUGGUUUCUGGAGUGAAAGUUUAUUAGAGACUGGUGCGCUUUAUAUCCCGUCCAUCUGAGACUCAAACAACCAGAAAAAGUAAAAAAUAUUUUCUUGUGUGUCCUAGAAGGAAGUUUCCCUUCAGUAACUUUAAAUUUUGCUUUUUUUUUUUUUUUUUUUUUUUAAACUCUAUACCUCGUUACAAACUAAGCAUUGUUAGUGCAAAAAAAGUAUUACGUCUUUAAGUUCAUUCAUAACCAUGGACUUAACUUUUGGGGGUAAACCUGUGGUUUAUUUUUGUUUUAGAUGGGCAACAGUGGAUGUAUUUCAGUUUGAGAGAAACUAUAAAUUUAAUGUGAUCAUUUGUUGAAAGAUGGACAGUGCAUAGCAGACAUUGGUAUUAACUUAUUGUUAAAAAUAUGGAGAACACAAAAUCAGGGGCUACUUAGUAGGGAGUGUAUCUUGGAAUACUUUGUGGCUGUCUACAGACGGAGAGAGCAUUAUUCUUCACAAUCAUGUAUCAGGAAGAUAUGUUUAAAUAGUGUUUAAACACGAAAACACGAUAUUAGAAUUUAAGUUAUGUUGGUAUGCCAAUAAGUGAAUUCCGCUUCACUCUGGGGGACUAGUGGCCCUCCGGGGCUGCAAGAACAAGGGCUCCUUCUGACUGGCACAUAUCUCACCCCCAGUACACAUGUAUGUGUGUGCCGCAUCAUGUACCUUUUGCCCCCAGGCAGUGGAGCAGGAUUGGGUCGGCUGGGUUUUUCCAGUGUCUUGCUGGCCCAGUCUGACUCUGAGUAAACUAACUGAAUCUAUCUGUAUGCUAGAAUCUGAUCUAUAAAUAUAGCUGCAGUGCAAUUCAUCCAAAAAGAAGAAUAAGCAGUUUUUUUGUUUGGUGUUUACACAUACAAAGUAUUUUCCUGUGUUGGCGAGCUGUUCAUUUGCUAAGGAAGAUGGGCUAUAACAAUGAACCUUUGUUUUUUCUGAAGUCAGGAAAUUGUGUUUCUGUACUUGCACAAUUUAUGACCCUACUCCAAGCAGCAACCCUAUACUGUGGAUCUCACUGCAAUAUGAAUAUUUUAAGUAAAAUAGAGCGUAGCAUUAUCAGGACAAUUUAGAAAAUAUUUUUAUUGUUGGAAAUGGAAUGGUUUCUCAUGAGACUACAGUCAAACCCUGAUUUUGUUUUUUCUGAAAAAAACUUAAAAUUCAGGAAAUUUUAGAAUGGGGUAUGUUAAAUCAGGGGUUUCCUGUAAAAAAUGUAAAUAUUGUAAAAAAGAAAGAAACUGGUGGAAAACGAACCCUGACGGGAUAAACUGGGGUUUUUAAUGACAAUGGGGCACAAUUAUGAUGUAAAAUGUUGGAAAACCAACUUUAAAUCUGGGAAAUGCUCCCAUUGAAACACAUUUCAACACAUAGGGACUGUAAAAAAAAAAAAAAAA
Messenger RNA from Xenopus laevis (African clawed frog), 2184 nucleotides. It is a transcript of the gene rab8b.S, whose product is annotated as RAB8B, member RAS oncogene family S homeolog. Gene Ontology annotation, cellular component: cytoplasmic vesicle membrane; phagocytic vesicle membrane; endosome membrane. Lineage: Eukaryota; Metazoa; Chordata; Amphibia; Anura; Pipidae. The record is from RefSeq and is marked provisional. Gene Ontology annotation, molecular function: G protein activity; GTPase activity; GTP binding.